This is a messenger RNA of Trichomycterus rosablanca, 6769 nucleotides long. RefSeq names its product transcription factor HIVEP3 (gene hivep3b). Gene Ontology annotation, molecular function: DNA-binding transcription factor activity, RNA polymerase II-specific; RNA polymerase II cis-regulatory region sequence-specific DNA binding. The transcript is spliced from 6 exons. NCBI's taxonomy places the organism in Eukaryota, Metazoa, Chordata, Actinopteri, Siluriformes, Trichomycteridae. Gene Ontology annotation, cellular component: nucleus. Gene Ontology annotation, biological process: regulation of transcription by RNA polymerase II. The record is from RefSeq and is a predicted model, not a curated record. The coding region runs from base 14 to 5890 and encodes 1958 amino acids.
CUUUUUACAUUCUAUGGAGGCAGAGCAUAGCCAGCCGACUGAUGGGGCACGAUCCGGAGGGCAACAGCAGACUCUGUCUGAAUCUUCAACUGGGGGUAGGUUGCCUCAGAUACAGGAACAGGCUACCUCACAACCGAUCCAUGGAUCACGAGGCCGGCAUCAACACAGGCAGCCAAAACGCCGGGAUAUGCUCCGAAGGCAGCAGCAACAGCAGUCUCAGGUGGGGGAAUCAUCCUGGCAAUUACAAGAUGCCCCAGGUCCCUCUGGAAGCAGCUACAUUUCAUCUCUACUUGAAUCCUCUUCUCAGCCUCAUAGUAUUCCAUCUCAAACUGUUAAGGAAGCACGGGAAGGUUCCUCUUCUAGACGAGAACGUAAGCCCCAGAAACCCGGAAAAUAUGUGUGCUCGUACUGUGGACGGCCAUGUGCAAAGCCCAGCGUCCUACAAAAACACAUUCGUUCCCACACAGGAGAGAGACCCUAUCCUUGUGUGCCUUGCGGUUUCUCUUUUAAAACUAAAAGUAACCUAUACAAACACCGCAAAUCCCAUGCUCAUCGAAUAAAAGCAGACCUGGCAUCUAGUCGUGAAGAGUACAGCUUCAGUGGAGCCGAAAGUGGAACAGUCGGAGAUGAGAAGGAAGAAGCAACAGAAGCAGAUACCACAGAGUCUGAAGAUGAGACAGGUCAGCGUCGCCCAAAGAGAUCUCAAGAAAGGCCAGCUCUAAAGAAAAGCUCCAAGGUUGAACUCUCAUUUUCACAAGAAUCACCAAGAACUGAGGACUCCCAAGCAAUCAAGCAAAGAUUAGCCAUGCGACUCAGUGAGAGAAAAAGACUCCCCAUGGAAUCAUCAAAUGAGACCCCAUCAUCUUCAUUGGGCCCUGGUAGUAAGGGUAGCACCGAAUCUGGCUACUUCUCUAGCUAUGGGAGUGCCGAGUUGUCCCAGGUGAGCCCUCCCAACGCCAAUGUUAAAUCGUAUGCUGAAAUUAUAUUAGGAAAGUAUGGACGAUUAGGCCAGCAGCAAAGAAUUUCACACCAACACCCCCAGUCAUCAUCUUCAUCUUCUUUAGGUCAAGAGGAAAAAUCAGUUCCUUUUACUGUGCCUAAGACGCAAGUCAUCGAGCACAUUACAAAAUUAAUCACUAUAAAUGAAGCCGUAGUUGACACUAAAGAGAUCGACAGCGUCAAACCAAGACGCUCUUCCCUCUCCAGGAGAAGUAGCAUCGAGGCUGUGAAGUUCUCUUUAUCAAAAGAUCCUUCUCUUUUUGAUCCAAUGGGAGAUGUUCCAGGCACGAGUGGUAUUUCUAGACCUCUUGGUUAUAGAGGUGGUGCUGACGAAGGGCAUCAUUCACAGUCAGCGGAAGACAUGCAAGCAAGUCUUUAUUCUAGUGGUGUUCUUUUAAGAAGUCACUCAGUCCCAUCCUCCAGUGGCAAAGAAGAGUCGCACAGCAUUCGUCUCAGCCAGUCGUUUGAUGAGCAGCAGGCUGCAUCAGCUGAGCUGAGAGUCGGCCACCCGCAUCGAAUGUUAAGACGCCAACCUGCCAUUGAAAUGCCUAUUGGGACUGAUCUUGUAGCAGAAGCUGGGUUCUCUACUUCUAACGUAGCAGAAAAAGAAUGGAAGCAGCAAAAGGAACUGCGGAAGGAACUUCAUAAAUGUGAGUUUUGUGGAACUUGCUUGAAGACACAGGAUGAUGUUGAAGCACACAAAAAGUCCUGCAAAAAUUUGCCUUCAGAGGUACAACCAAGUGAGGAAUUACCUGGUGCGACACAAGGUCACAGACAAAUGAUGCACUAUAAGUUUAAAGCGAUGGCUAUGGCUAUACGAAAAAGAAGGAAAGAAGAAAGUCUUGAGGAAGACCCUCUUAGUCCUGGUCCGGCAGCUAUAUCCUUUACUACCUAUCCUGACACAGGUCCUAAAGAUGACUUUCAUGGCUUUUUUGGAACAGUUUCACAAAGUGAACCAGAAAAAACAGGUACUUACAAAGAAAUCUCAGUAAUACAACACACCAGCUCCUUUGAGAAGCAGGAAAGUAUAAGCCAGGAGUCUGAAUCUGAACACAAACAAUCACAAGAGCCCAUACAAACCUCCACAUCAAGGUUAGUUCGACAGUCUAAGAUUCAAGUUCCGGAGAUCCUGGUGACGAAAGAACCAGACCCCGAAAUGAUCUCACCUGCAGCAAAUCCAUCCGUCUCAAGAGAACCAGAGAAAGAGUUUCAGUGGCCUCAGCGUAGUCAGACUUUGUCUCAGCUCCCUGCGGAAAAGCUGCCACCAAAAAAGAAACGUCUCCGUUUGGCGGAAGUCCAGUCAUCUGGGAAAUCGAGUUUUGAAUCGGUUUCUCUGACACGCAGCCCAAGCCAAGAGAGUAACGUUUCGCACAACUCCAGCCGUUCUGCAUCUUUCGAAGAAUCAGGAAAGACUGACUCGCAAGGGUCUCACAUGCUGACUGUACCAGGUACACAUCAACACUAUUUUUCCCACAGGGAAAUGCAGCGCUCUGCCUCAGAGCAGGCCCCUGCAAGUUCACCACAUUCUGCUCAGAUAGCAGAAUCUCGGAGUAAGUCAUUUGACUGCGGAUUGCUGCCAUCAAAAUCUACUUCAUCGUCUUGGAAAGAGAAGCGAAAAUGUCUUUUAGUGAAACACGCAACCCUUGAAAAGACUGAAGAACCUGAAGAAUCAUCAUGUAGACCACGCCCGUCCUUUCCUGGAAAUGUAGCUCUUUCAUUUGAUGAGCAUGGAACCAGCAGCAUAGCUAGAUUUUGCCCUGACACUCUGGGUGAAACUCUUUUUCAAUCCCCUCUCUCUUUUUCAACUAGUGUUUACCCCCUGACAAAUCCAGACACCUUUUCUUCAUCACAGAUGGCUGAAUUCCUACCAAUUACAACAGCAAUUUCUAAGGGUUUUUCUGGUCAAAUAUUCCAUCAGGCUCUCACACCUCCGGGGCCAUCUUCACUCCAUUCCAGACAACUUCACUUAGCUGAACAACUAGGCCUCCCGCUUCAACCCUUCUCAACUUUGCUGUCUCUGCCAUACCCAGCAAGUGAUCCAAGCGUUCAAGAUACCUCAGUUUCUCCUGUCAAGGAUUCUAGUUUGUCUCCUUCCUCCACAUACAGAAGCGACUCUUUAUGUCAUCCAUUUGUUACCCAACACCAACCUCGCCCCAUCAUUGCUACAUGCCUUGAGCAGCUAAGACCAGUUGUUUCACUGGUAGUGCCUGUUCGCUUGCAGACUCACAUUCCAACUUACGCUAAUGCAAUGUACACAACCAUUUCACAAAUUUUAGCCACAACACGUUCCCAACAGCCAGUCUGCUGUACAGCUAUGGUCAUCAUGGGAAAGCUUGAGGGGAGCAAGCUUCAACAAUCCUACCUUAGAAUCUCUCCACCCUGCAUUACUCUGCCACUGCCUUUGGAGUCUGGAUCUGAAGGUGGAUCUGGUGAUGACUGUUGGUCACUUGCUGCUGGAGGAAGCAAGCGAAUGCUUUCUCCUGCAGGUAGUCUGGAACUUAGCUUGGAGGCACAACGGCAGCAGAAACGCAUCAAGGAAGAAGAAAAGGCGGAAGAAAGCGAAGACGAUGAUGACAAAAGUAGUGAUAAAUAUCUGAAGGACAGCCAUGAAUCCGACAAGGAUGGGGUAAAAAGCAAACAAAAAGAGGAUGUAAUUAUGGUGAAAGAACAAGAGAGGGAAGUAAAGAAAACAGAAUCCGAGGUAACAAGCCCAGAGAUUCCCCAGGUGAAAACUGGAGUAAAAAAAGAGGAAAAGCAGGAUAAGGGUCACAGAUCUGUAUCACUGGUCGAGAUUCCAGAGAGAUCCAAAGACUCUACAGACCCUAUGUGUUCCUCCCUACACACCGCUACAUCAGUAAGCUGGUGCUACCUAAACUAUACCAAGCCCAACCAUUCUGCACACACAAAUCCACAAACAUCUGUCUAUUCUUCAUGGAGUGUGAGCAUGUAUAACCCCAACCUGCCUGGUAUGUCCACCAAAACGGUACUGUCACUCCUCUGUUCUAAACAAACAUACACCUCUGAGAUGUACACCAUGGCAACAACAUCACAUCUGACCACUGACAAGACAGCUGCUCAUCAGACAACAACACCCAAAGCAUUAGAGGUACAUGCCAAACCACCAAGCACAUCAGUCAAAGAUAAAGAAGAGCAAUUGGAUACGAAGGCUGAAAAAGAGAAACGAACUACAGAGGAGGAUCCUACUACCUCGAAGCAGAGUAAGCCACCGCGUGUUUGCAUCUUUGAAGGAGGAUAUAAAUCUAGCGAGGAGUAUGUGUAUGUAAGGGGAAGAGGGAGAGGUAAAUACAUUUGUGGUGAGUGUGGGAUCCGCUGUAAAAAGCCUAGCAUGCUCAAGAAACACACUCGGACUCACACAGAUAUCCGUCCCUACGUCUGUAAGCACUGCAACUUCGCCUUCAAAACCAAAGGGAACCUCACCAAACACAUGAAAUCAAAGGCCCAUGGUAAGAAAUGCCAGGCAAUUGGUGUAUCUGAGUCAUCUCUAGAAGAGCCGGAGUCCGAGGAACCAGGCACCAGUGAGGGUCAUUUCUGUGAAUCAGAGGAUACAGAGGAACACCAAUUCUCAGACAUCGAGGAUUCUGAGGAAGAUGAUGACGAUGACCAUGAGGAGGAAGAUGAGGACUUGUCCUCCCAUGGCGGCCCUCCAUCAUCCUGCUCGACAGAUACACGUCAGUCUGAAAGUGGUCAGAGCUCACAUAUUGAUCCCGCUAGCGUAUCAGUUCCAGAGAGAGAAGAAAGAGAGAGCCAGGCUUCUCCUCUCCGGCCCUGGAGCGCUGGCAGGGCUGCAUCUCCAGACAGCAAGAGGGUGCUAUUCUCCCGGAAAGCCUGGGAGCAUUCUCCGCUAGCCUUUUCUCCUGCUAGUGAAGGCUCACCUAUCCGGAAUCUGUCCCCCAGACUCGAGCUGUCCUCUCCCAGUCGGCAUCUUUCUCCGUCCCCAGAGAGAGGCCCGUCUCCUCUCACGGGGUCCCCUCUCAGACCUCUGUCCCCUCUGCGAUCACUUUCUCCCGCCAGCUUUAGGAGCUCUAGAGCCCGACUUUCUUCAGCACCACUCCGAACUCAACACAGAGCACGCAGCUCACCUGGACAUUUUCACUGGGAAUCAAGCACUCAGUCAAGAGAGGGCCAGCAGGAAAGAGCUAGUACACCCAGCAGAGUGCAGUCUCCACAGAGGCUGACGCCACCACAUCCCAGCCUGGUACCAGCCCCCCUGCGCUUUCCUUUCAGUGAUGCCCCAAGCUAUCUACCAGCCAUGCCAAGAACUAUCGACUGCAUGUUCAGCCACCUCCCCUUGCAUUCCCAGCAACAGAACCGCAUGCCUUACCAUAUGAUCCCUAUCGGAGGAAUCCAAAUGGUACAGCUUAGACCCAGAUCCCGCCCCACACUGGACCGGGCAUCCUCUUCCACUCAGUCCCCCACUUCCCCCAAAGAAGAGGUUUUUUUCUCUCUAAAUAAGUGCCCACUGAGCACAUCAUGGAGUUCACAACCUGAAACAAGCCAGGCUGUCUGUGAGCACACACAGAGCAUUAAAAAGGGAAAAUGUGGUUUGUAUAGUCAUGCUACAGACUGCAAAACAGCCUACUCUUCUCCAGCAGAUGAUCCUGGUGAGCAAAGUACAAAAGACACCAAACAAUAUGGCAGCUCAUUGCCCAGUAAGACUCACACCGGUAUUCCUGAGACAUCUCAAGAACUGGGUCAGGAGACCAGUGAGAGAGCCAAGAUGAACCCUGAGCUUACUGAGAAGGAAACCAAAGCAUCCUCACACAGAAAAAGUGAACAUUCAGUGCCAGAGAAGCGUAAAGACGGCCAGUCCGCUACAGAGGAGACUGUCCAUUCUGGGCAGAGCCAGGAUAGCAGCUCAGACAGCACUUAAUAGCAUUUGUGCUCAAAGUACAAACUGCUAAUGUUAUUCCUUUUUUUGUAAAGCUAUGUUUUUAUACGACUUUUCAAUACUGUUGGUAUCUUGGUAAAUGUUUGUAUUCGCAAUAUAUAAGAUUGUAAGAUUGUAUAAGAUGCACUUUUUGAUUUAUGUAAAUGUAUUACUUCUGUCCCUGUAACUUUCCUGACUUUACAGUCAUCCUUAAGGUAACGAUUUGAAUAUGUUUAUGUAAAUUAAUUCUUAAAAUCAUUUAUAAAUGACCAAGUUGAAUUGUUAAACCAAGAAUUCCGAAUUGUAAAUCUGUUUCUUGUCCAGUAUUACUCAAAGUAUAGUUAUGUGUGCCUUUCCUGCCAGGAUUUCUUGCUUGAAGUGUAAACAAACAGAAAGGCUGUGAAUUCUUUAUAAAUACUUUGUGUUUAGUAGAUUUGUUUGUACAAUUGGAAGGUGUAAUUUUUAUUUGUAUUUUUUUUUCUAAACUUAAGUCAGGGUAAAAGUAAAAUCAGUUUGUACUGAAGGCCAAUGGAGUGCAAAGGGUUUUUGCAAGGAAAUUGCACUGAAAUCAUAUUUUUAUAUAUAAAAAAGAAAUGAUAAAAUAUUAUGUCUGUACAUAUAAGAGGUCUAUGAUCCAUAUUUAUUGCAAUUUUAAAAAAAAUAUGGAAAACAUUUUCUUUAGUUUUUUUAAUGCAAUUUUUAUUCUUUGCACUUUUUGUUGUGAAUAUUUCUGUUACGUUGUCGAGACUUGAAUUUGAAAAUAAAUAACUGGACAGGGUGAUAAAGUUGGUCAACAGCAACAGGGUUGGAUGGAUAAAAGCCUUCCAAAUAUGUCACAGAUCAAAAAUCUUUCUAAACCAAUAAAGGUGCACCAGGAAUUAA